This is a messenger RNA of Mytilinidion resinicola, 324 nucleotides long. RefSeq lists its product as uncharacterized. The record is from RefSeq and is a predicted model, not a curated record. Bases 1 to 324 code for a protein of 107 amino acids. NCBI's taxonomy places the organism in Eukaryota, Fungi, Ascomycota, Dothideomycetes, Mytilinidiales, Mytilinidiaceae. The transcript has a single exon.
AUGCAGGCUCCCAUGAUAUAUCUCGAUCAUGACUACAUGAACACGGCCGAGUCCAAAGUCUGCCCUUACAACCCUUCCAGCAUCAUCCAGAUCGUCAGCCACCUUACGAAAACCUUUGAAAACCUUGUUCAGAGCCUCGAGAAAUCCGCCGCUUGGAUCUUCGGCGGUUGGUGUGCAUUCCUCAUCCUCCUCCUUGUGUACCCUUUCGUGCUCAAGCACGUCGGGGUCAAGCUAGACUCAAACCACGUACUCAACACGCUCGUGGACCUAAAACACGGCCACUCAUCCACCCCUAGACCGGUGCCGCACAAGUCCCCGGCCUAA